Messenger RNA from Corvus hawaiiensis (hawaiian crow), 1226 nucleotides. RefSeq names its product keratinocyte proline-rich protein-like. Lineage: Eukaryota; Metazoa; Chordata; Aves; Passeriformes; Corvidae. Bases 153 to 776 code for a protein of 207 amino acids. The record is from RefSeq and is a predicted model, not a curated record. The transcript has 2 exons.
ACACACACGGCAGCGGCCUCAGUGCUCAGCUAUUCAUUCCCAGGACGUGCCUCAUUCCCAGCAGAGCUCGGCCACUUAUAAAAGCUUUCAGCCCCAGCUCUGUCCUCAGGACUCCGACUCCCUGCUCAGCCCGUCCGUCUCCGCUCGCAGGGAUGCUCUACCAGAAAGGCGGCACCGACCACGACCUGUGCCAGCCCUCCCCGGGCUGCGGCCAGAAGGGCUGGACAUGGCCCAGCUCCACCGGGCACUGCCACGACUCCCCCAAGAUCUGCCACAACCCCGGCAGCCUCAGCCACGACAGUGAGGGGUCCUGCCAGAGCCCACCCCAGGGCUGCCACUCUGGCCAGCUGUGCCCACCGCAGCCCAACUGCUGCCCGGCCCCGCAGAGCUGCAAGCCCCGGCGGCGGGUGGAGGUGAGCCCGGUGCCCCCCGUGUGCCCCCCGCCCGUGAAGAUCCAUCGCCGGCCGCUGGAGCAACACCGCCCGUGCCAGCCCUGGCCGGAGCCCGAAUCCUGCGGGAAGCCCCGGAGGCGAGUGGAGCAGUGUCCCGAGCAGGAUGAGGAGCCCCCGGUGGUCCUGCAGCCGCGGCCGCUGCAGCAUCGCUGUCCCUGCAUCCAGCGCUGCCCCCGGCCCGUCCCCUGCUGCCCUCGGCCCAUCCCCUGCUGCCCCCGGCCCGUCCAGCGCUGCUGCCCGGCCGCUGUCCCUGUGCCACCACACCCUGGCCACCACCAGCAGCACAAGCAGGUCACUCUGGUGCCAGUCUGUGUGAAGAGCUGAGCCCAGCGAGGCGCCGGGACCCCUCCCCAGCUCCUACCCCCUCAUGGCAGGGCUGGGGGGGAUUCACCCCCUGCCCAAAGGAUGCUCCCAGCCCCGCUCUGGGCCCGUUCCUGCUCUUUGCAGAUCAGAUUUGGGGUCCGCAAUCCCCCGCUUGGCCCCAGCAGCCACACUUUAAAUUCCCAGCAUCCUCCCCUGCCUGGUUUGGUUUUCCCUGGGGAACAGCAGCUGGGUGUUCCCCCUUCUGAGGAGCACUGGGAGAUGGAGGAGCCGCCACGGAUUCACCUUCUCCCGGCGGUUCACCGGACUGUGCUUUCAAGGCUGUUUGAAAGCAGCACCAGGACUUUCCUGGGAAGAAAAAGGAAUCACUGUGACGGCAGGAGCACCAAGGACUCCUGCGAUUUUAUCUCCUCCCCGUGUAUUCAAGAAUAAAGUUGAAAAAUAUUUAGCAAA